This is a messenger RNA of Pyricularia oryzae 70-15, 1815 nucleotides long. Its product is annotated as cellulase. Gene Ontology annotation, molecular function: hydrolase activity, hydrolyzing O-glycosyl compounds. NCBI's taxonomy places the organism in Eukaryota, Fungi, Ascomycota, Sordariomycetes, Magnaporthales, Pyriculariaceae. The coding region runs from base 197 to 1612 and encodes 471 amino acids. The record is from RefSeq and is a predicted model, not a curated record. The transcript has 3 exons.
UCCCACUACUUCCCUCUUUGCUUUGACUCGGCUGGCUGGAUUCCACAACAUGUGUUUUUUGUUCGGCUAACAGCGCUCGCCGUAAUUUUGUUUUUGGCCUUUUUUUUUUCUUUUUUUCUCAUUGAUCUUAUCUGUUUGAGCCCUCUGGCGGCGACCCGGACGUCGUUCAUCCAACAACACCAAAAAAGAAAGUCAAAUGCGAGGUCUGGGGACGCUUAGCGCGCUAGUCGCACCGGUCGCGGCGGCACUCGCCGAUGGGCCCUUCACCACGUCCGGGCGGUGGAUCCUGGCCGGCGACAACAAGACCAACGUCAAUCUGGCCGGCAUCAACUGGCCCGGAGCCGGGGAGGCCAUGAUCCCCGAGGGCCUGCAGUACCAGUCGGCCGCAGCCAUAGCGGCCCGCAUCCAGAGCCUCGGCAUGAACGUCGUGCGGCUGACUUAUGCGACCGAGAUGGUGGAUCAGAUAUUUGCCAACGGCGGCGCCGACAUCCCCGUGCAAAAGUCGCUGAUCGCCGCCCUGGGCCAGCAGAACGGCACGGCCGUCUGGGAAAUGGUCAAGAGGAGCAAUCCUCAAUUUAACGACAAUAUUACGAGGUUACAGGCGUUCGAUACAGUAGCUGCAGAAUUGUCAAAACAGGACAUCUACGUGCUGGUAGACAACCAUGUAUCCAAGGCCCAAUGGUGCUGUUCGCCCCUGGAUGGCAACUCUUGGUGGGGAGACACGUACUUUUCGACGGCCAACUGGACGCGGGGACUCACGUACAUGACUGAGCAUACCCGGGAUUGGCCCAACCUGAUAGGAUUAUCCCUGCGGAACGAGCUCCGCCAACCCCUGACCAACAUCACCCUCUACCAGCAGGCGUACAACUGGGAGACCUGGUAUGCGCGGACCCGCGAGGGCGCCGCGGCCAUCCACAAGGCGAACCCGAAAGCGCUCGUCUUCCUCUCCGGGCUUGAUUCGGACACGACGCUGCAGCCGGUGGUGGAGGGCAGCAACCUGACGCCCGGCAAGGGCAUGUUCAGGCCCGGCGACUACUUUGAGGGCGCCGAGAAUAAGCUCGUCCUGGAGCUGCACAGCUACGCCAACAUCAUCAACGAGGGCCUGGCCAAGAACUGCACGGGCCUCAAGGAGACCCUGGUGCAGGGCGGCUGGAGCGGGCUGAGCACGGCGGCACCCGGCGGGACCAAGGUCAAGAAUCGGAUGCCGACCCUCAUGACCGAGUUUGGCUGGGGCCAGAACGACCAGGAGUGGAACAGCAACUACUCGACGUGCAUUCAGGAUUUCUUGAGGGAUGAUGUCCGUGCCGGUUGGAUGAUCUGGGCCAUUUCGGGCAGCUACUACAUCCGCGAGUGCAAGCAGGAUUAUGACGAGCCUUGGGGUAUCCUGAAUCACGACUGGUCGGACUGGAGAUCUGAAAAGCACGCCAUGGGCGAGCUGAAGCGUUUGGUCAAUUCCACCUUGUCCACGACCAUGGAUGGGGCAGGUGAAGGCGGCGGCAAGGAUUCGCCAUCGCCAUCGCCAGACAAAAAGAAUGCUUCGGAAAGCAUUAGAGGUUCGUUAUAUAACUUUCUUUGGGGUGUAGCUGCUUUGGCCAUCUUCAACAUGGUGUAGAAUGGUGUAAAGCUUUUUUUUCGAGACGACCGUUGAUGAAUGAACUCAUUUGGGGGACUACACGCAAUUUGGAUCAAAAUGUAUAUAUUCUUUUCUCGCAUCUGAUGAUGCUCCUGUUUAUCCCACAAGAGCCACAUGCACUACCUAAAGCCUCUCGCUCGACUAUGUUUGAGAAAUAAAGUAUAAAAUGGCUUGGAACACCC